UUAUUAUUAUAAAUCCCAACCAAACUCUCAUUCUCUCUCUUAAAUUCCUCAUUCGUUAUAUCUAUCUCUCGCUCGCUCUACAAAUACACAACACAGCUUAGAGAGAGAGAGAGAAAGAAAGAGUGUGUGUGUGAUGGAGAUAACGCCGAAGAGGUAUUGGCGGAGGUGGAGAGGAUACGAGAAGCUUGAUGGGUCAUCGACGGCGGGUCGAAGGAACGGGAAACGGGUCAAAAUGGAUCCGACUCGGAAGAAACGGUUUUGGAGGAUCAAGAUUGUGCCGAAACUGAGAAUCCUUAAAACGGCGUCGCCUAAGAAGCUUUUGAUUUGGAUACGCGAUUCUUACGUUAAGAUGAUGAUGCGGUUGGCUAACUCGCGGGUCGUCGGAUCCUCGGGAUACGGUGGAUCCGGAUUCGGGUCGGGUCAAAUGAAGGAAUACGAUGAGAAAGUGCUCGUGGAGAUUUACAAGCAGAUAUUGAUGGCGCAGGCGCAGGGAAAUCUCGUGCACCGCGACACAGCUAAUAAGCUUCCUUCUGAACCAGCGAUUGUCUCUGUCUCUCCUGUUGUUAGGUAAUCAUUAUAAAAUACAUAUAUCAUUUUUCUUUAUAAUAAAAGAGGAUCAAAGUUCUUGACUUGUUUGAUAUACUUUUCGAGAUUGCUGAUAGCAAAGUUGUGAUUUUAAUCUGUAUCAAAUUUAUCACAAAAAUAGAAAAAUAAAAUAGUUAUGUAGAAAGAAAUAAAUUAUAGAUGGUGGAUUGUGGGUCCAAACAUUUACGUUUAUUUAAUGGGUGUUUUUUCAUUUAUUUUAUAAAGUUUUUGCUAAAUCUAUGUUUCUGAAAUAUAAAGAUUCGCAUU
Molecule: messenger RNA, 852 nt
Organism: Eutrema salsugineum
Lineage: Eukaryota; Viridiplantae; Streptophyta; Magnoliopsida; Brassicales; Brassicaceae
Exons: 1
Coding region: 134-571 (145 amino acids)
Source: RefSeq, a predicted model, not a curated record